AUGGCUGACGUACCACCUCAACUAGACGGGCACAACGACUGGCCUUGGAACAUUCGGGGAUGCCCCCGCGGUCCCGCCCUGACAGGCCAAGAGACCCAUGGCGAGUCACACCUCGAAGCAGUCAAAAAGACCCUGCAACAGAUCGACCUGCUACAUCUCAUGAUACAGAUGUACCCCGCCCACUUCGCCCUCGCCAAGAACGCCGCCGAGGUGUUGGAGGUUUUCAGCAGCGGUCGAAUCGCCUGCAUGAUUGGGGUCGAAGGAUUGCACCAGAUAGGCAACAGUUUUAGUUGCCUGAGGCUCUAUCGUUCUCUCGGUGUCCGAUACGUCACAUUGACGCACAACUGCAGCAACCCCUAUGCCGAUUCAGCUGAACGGGUCCUUGGCCUGAGCCGCGCCCCUGUCAUAUUCUCACACUCCUCCUGCUACUCGCUCUGCCCUCACCUGCGCAAUGUCUCAGACAACGUUCUGGACAGCCUUAAGUUGAACGGCGGCAUCAUCAUGAUUUGCUUCCUGCGGGAGCUGGUAAGCCCUAUCAACGGCGGGGAACCAAGUCUGCAAGAUGUGAUUGACCACAUAAUCUACGCCGGAGAAAGAAUCGGUUACGAUCAUGUGGGCAUAGGCUCAGACUUUGAUGGUAUGCUCAAAGGGCCCGACGGCCUGGACGAGGUGUCUGAUUACCCUCAACUUGUGGCCGGGCUUGUGAGCAGAGGUGUCUCUCCGGACAACAUCAAAAGAGUUAUCGGCCUAAACAUUCUCCGGGUGAUGGAAAAGGUCGACUCUGUGUCGCGCACGAUGAUGCUUGACAAGAGUCAUCUUCCGGAGUGCGACGCAGUAGCCAGUCCCUGGACGGAUGAAGAACGUGGCAUGAUGUAUCAAGAAGGGCUUCGAAGAGCCAGAAGAUAG
This is a messenger RNA of Colletotrichum chrysophilum, 906 nucleotides long. RefSeq lists its product as uncharacterized. The coding region runs from base 1 to 906 and encodes 301 amino acids. The record is from RefSeq and is a predicted model, not a curated record. The transcript has 4 exons. Gene Ontology annotation, molecular function: metallodipeptidase activity. Gene Ontology annotation, biological process: proteolysis. Lineage: Eukaryota; Fungi; Ascomycota; Sordariomycetes; Glomerellales; Glomerellaceae.